AUGGAGACCCUCAUCAUCAAGAAUGAAGAGAAUACAGAAGAGAAGGAUGUGCUGUGUGACUCCUGCAUCGAGAUCCCGUGCCGGGCCCAGAAGUCCUGCCUCACCUGCCUGGUGUCGUACUGCGAGGCCCACCUCAGACCCCACCUGGAGAACCAGAGGUUCCAGAACCACCGACUGGUGGAGCCCUUACAGGACAUCGAAUGUCUCACCUGCGAGGAGCACCGGCUACCGCUUGAACUAUACUGCCUGACGGACGGCUGUGAGCUGCAGAAGAAACAAGGGGAGAUUAUGAAGACUGUCUCAGUUGCGGAGAAUGCCAUUGGCAAGCUACAGAGCAACACUUCAUCCAUAGAGAGCUCUGUGGCAGGGGUACGUGCUGUGAUGGAGCAGCAGUUCUCCCUGCUGCAGGGGGGCGUGGAAGAGGCCCAGAGGGGGGCCACAGAUGUUCUGGAGGGGGAGCAGAGGCAGGCGCUCAGCCAGGCCGAGGGCAUCAGAACCCACCUGGGGCAGAAGAGCCUAGAGCUGAAGAAGACCCUGGCCAGAGUGGAAAGACUCUUCAGGAACAAGACGGACGUGGACUUCCUGCAGGAAUACUCAGAGUGGAAGACGGGGGCAGUGGAUGUCUGUCUGCCUGGGGUCUACAUUGGCCUCACAGAUCGCCUGGCCUCCUUCAGCUGCCUGCUCACUGAGUCCACCCAGGAACUGUGUGACCAGCUCAAGGCUACCUACAGGGACAAACUGAAGGACAUCUGCAAGACUGAGAAACUGGGCAUUAUAAUCAUGGUCCAUCCCAAGAUGUCAAAGUCUUUUUCACUGCCUGAGCCUGAGACACGAGAUGACUUCCUCAAACAUGCCAGCAGUCUGACCUUUGAUCCAGACACUGUUCACAAGUUCCUGAGACUAACCGAAGACAACAGGAAGUUGACCAACACCACGCCCUGGCAGCACAGCUACCCAGACACGCCCGAACGCUUCGAGUACUGGCGCCAGGUGAUGACCUCAGAGAGCCUCUACCUGGGCCGACACUACUUUGAGACAGAGCUGAGCGGGGAGGGCGUGCACGUGGGACUCACCUACAAGAGCAUCGACCGGAAAGGCGUGGAGAGUGGCAGCUGCAUCACAGGAAAUGACUUCUCAUGGAGCCGCGGAAGGGAGGGGCGGAGCUUUUCCACUUGGCAUGCUGAUAUGGAGGCGGUCGUGGAAGCCACAAGUGUGUUCACAAGGAUUGCAGUCUACAUUGACUUUGACUCAGGCUCAUUAGCUUUCUAUGGUGUGACUGACGCCGCUAUGACACUCCUCUACAGGUACAAGGCUGAGUUCAUGGAGCCCUUGUAUCCUACUGUCUGGCUCUCAAAGAAGGACAAUGUGGUGUUAUUGGUCGGCCCUAAGGACCCCCCACUAAUGAAGAGCUCAACUCUGCCUGCCACCCCCAUUACUCUCAUAGCAACAUCCGCUCCUGUCACUCCGGAAUCAUAAUACUUUGACUGCAGUAGUGUAGUUUGGUUAGAGAGGCGGACCAGUCCACAUUUCUGUUUCCCACAAAGACAAUAAAGUAUCUAUUCUAUUCAUAAGCAGUUGCCUGAAGUGACUGAUACCGUACUAAUUUAACAGGACACAGCAUCAAGUAUCACAAGACAGCAAACAUAGACUUCACAGGGGGUGUCUGCUCUCAUGUAGUGGUGAUAUAGAACAAAACAUAUUGUGUUGGUAUGACACUGAGGGAUUGAGUAAUAACUUUUUAACUGCUCAUUUUAUUGGAACUGGUUAGCAAGUGACUGACUUACUAACUGCUGUGAUUGGUCUUUCAUUGUCAAUAAAAAGUACAUUACGUGUUCA
Messenger RNA from Coregonus clupeaformis (lake whitefish), 1836 nucleotides. RefSeq names its product tripartite motif-containing protein 16-like protein. NCBI's taxonomy places the organism in Eukaryota, Metazoa, Chordata, Actinopteri, Salmoniformes, Salmonidae. The record is from RefSeq and is a predicted model, not a curated record. Gene Ontology annotation, molecular function: protein binding.